AUGACCUCCAGCGAGUCAGGUUCUAUUAUUAAAGAUGAUGGGUGCUCAGGAUCCACGUCUUUCCUUUCUCUUGGAUCAUCGUCUACCUCCGUAUCCAGCCAAUUGCCUCCGUCCCAUCCCGGACGUGAGAUAGCUAUUAGCAGUCGUACACUGGAUAGCGUUAAGAUUGCCAAAGUCACCCUCGAAAAUUUCUACAAUAACCUCGCCACUCAGUCACAAGAUCGCCAAAACAGGUACAAGAUCCUGGAGUGCAUGAUGGAGUCAGAGGGGCUAACGGAAGACCAGAAACAACAAAAGCGAAGUCAACAUGCCUUGAAGGAAAGUGAGUACCUGCGACUGAAGCGGGCUCGCCUUACGGUGGACGACUUCACACCACUGAAGGUCAUCGGGAAGGGUGCUUUUGGUGAAGUGAGCUCUUUUCUGUUUCACCCGAGAAUACAUGAUGCUUGA
Molecule: messenger RNA, 450 nt
Organism: Hydatigera taeniaeformis
Lineage: Eukaryota; Metazoa; Platyhelminthes; Cestoda; Cyclophyllidea; Taeniidae
Source: the annotation of a GenBank genome assembly